Messenger RNA from Lingula anatina, 3842 nucleotides. Its product is annotated as SH2 domain-containing protein 4B. Gene Ontology annotation, cellular component: cytoplasm. The record is from RefSeq and is a predicted model, not a curated record. Lineage: Eukaryota; Metazoa; Brachiopoda; Lingulata; Lingulida; Lingulidae.
UAGCUUUGUUUACAUAUAUUUUAGGGGGUAAAUAUUGAACUGAACUGUAUUUUUUGUGUAUAAAGCAACAUACUAACCGUAUGUAUGAAAAGAUAAGAGAGAGGUCAUGGUGGAUUUUCUGUUAAAUGGUCUGGCAUUUACUGAGCUGCCAAAAUGCUUCAGCAAAUUUUGCGGGACAUGUACAUCGAGCCAGAGCUGCUGGCAGAACUGUCAGAGGAACAAAAACAGAUCCUUUUCUGUAAAAUGAGAGAGGAACAAGUGAAAAAAUGGAAAGAAAAAGAAGCAGUAUUAGAGGAGGAAGAGAAAAAGAAGCCCAGAAAACCAAGAAAACCAGGAUCCAAGAAGGUGAACUUUUUACAAGGCAAAGAUGGCAAUGACUGGGUCUGGGUGAUGGGGGAACAUCCAGACGACAAAACCAUAGAACAAAUUAUUGAAGAAGAAACUAUAGCAAAAGCAGCAAAACUGGCUGAACAAGAGGCAGAGGAAUUGAGGAGGAAAGAGGAGGAAGAAAUAAAGCUAAAAAUGAAGGAAGAACAGGAAAGAUUAGAAAAAAAGCUGCAAGAAGAGGAAGCAGAAAUGAAGAGGAAACAAGAAGAAGCAGCUUUAUACCAAUCUCUAAAGGAAGCAAGAUUAGCAGCAGAGAAAUUAGAAGCAGAAAAAGUAAAGAUAGAAAAAGAGGAAAAGGCUAAAUUAGCAGAGCUGAAGCCACCCGCCAGUAAUGGGUUUCUAAGCCCCGGGGGAUACGCAACAUGUAGCUAUGGAGACCCAUUCGAUACACCAGAUACCAGUGCCAAAGCUCAAAUAAACCAGAAACAAUCAGAAGAGAAAGCAAAGAAGAUGAGGGAGAGAAGGAGCAGUGAGCUUUACAUGUCUUUCAGGGAGGCGAGGAAAAAAUUUGAAAAAAUGGCGGAAGAAUCUGGAAAGGUGUUGGAGGCAGAGUGGGAGGAGCAGGAGAAAAAAGCAAAAGAAGCAGAAAAAGAUAUGAGAGAGAUUGCACGAAGAGCUCGUGAAGAGCACCGCCGUUCAACCAUGUCACUGACACACGAGGUCAUAGAUGCCUUUACGCACAGCUUACAACAACAGAGCAUAGCAGAUGCACCUCCUGUGCCUGACAAAAACACCGCUCCCAGUACAAAUAACAAUCUUCCCCCAACCAAGAAAAGUCGUCCUCCCCGUCCCAUGUGCAAAAAUGAUGUGAUAGAGUGGUUCAAGAAUGUUGAAAGGAUUAAAGGUUCGGGCAUUGAUCCUUUAACAGGGAAAACAGCAGAGUGGUUUCAUGGUGUAAUAUCAAGGCAGGAUGCGGAGGACUUGCUAAGAGGACAAAAAGUUGGAACCUACCUAGUACGAGUCAGUGAAAAAGUCUGGGGCUACACUAUUUCAUACAAAGCAAUUGAGAGAUGUAAACAUUUCCUUAUAGACACUUUGAAUGAUGGGACAUACCAGUUUUUUGGCAGCAAUCAAUUAGUUCAUAAAAAUUUAGCAGAUAUGAUAGAGUUCCAUAAGACAAAACCUAUAUCUGGCAUAGGAAAAGAGCUGUUACUUCAUCCAUGCAAACAGAAAAGUGAUCCCCCAGACUAUGCAGAGCUGUUUCAAGAAGAGGACAGGAUAACAACUUUCUUAUGAAAACAGUUAUCAAAUGAUUUUCAUACUUAUACAUACAUAACUGUACACUCUGUUGUUGAAGUGUUGCUCACAUUUAGUCUGAUACUCAAACUAGAAAAUUGCCUAUGAAGUUUGGCUGGAAAGAGUUUUAAACAGAUUUUAACAAACUCAGAAUAAGAAUAGACCCUUCAGAUUUGUGGAAAAUAUGGAAAUAUGCCAUUAAAAACGCAUUUGAUCAGUUGAUUGCAGGGUAGAAGGACAUUAUUUUGGAGUUUUUUCUAACAUUUUACUAGUUCCUUGAAAUUAUAAAAAAAACAUGGUCAUUGGAAUACCUUCCUUUGGUAAAAUUAAAAGUGUCAUUAAUUCUGAAUGUUUAAGUUUUGUAAAGGGCGAAGUUUACGUUUUGCUAGAGUUAGUAUUGAGAAGUCUUAUUUAAUGUACUGUAUAUAUUUUAUAUAGUGUCUAUUCAUGUCCUAUUUCAAAUAUAUGCCUGAAGUUUUCAUAUUACUGAAGUAUAAUGAGUGAUGAGUAUUACUCAUUGACCUCACUUUCUGUAGAAAUCUACAAAAUGUCUCUUUAAACCCUCUGGGUUCAGAUCUGUAUUUAAUGUAAAGUAAACAGCUGAUAAUUACAACUGCUUAAUUUAUUAAUCAUAUAAUAUGUUUGACAUUAGAACAUGUAUCAAAAGAUUUCUCAUUGCGUACAAAAGUUAGGUCUAAGUACUUAUUGAUAUUUCUAAUUCAAGUUCUGUAGUGUACUGUUUUACUUAUUUUACAUGACUAUUGGAGUAUGUUAGGCAUGCUUAUUUAACUAAUAGACAUGUGGAAGUUUUUUCCUGUCCAUUAUUGAUAGUAAUUUAAAGAAAGGUCAGGUGAAUCUGAAAUCUUCUAUAAGUUCAAAACCUUACACUUGUUGACAGGUAAUUUCAGAUUGGAUGCCUACCAGGUGAUAUUGUAUUUCUUUUUGUAAUUUUGCAAGAUUUUCAGUUAUAGCAGUUAUUUGUGGUUAGAUAUGUAGUAAUUUAAAUCAUUCAUAUUAGUAAGAUUUGUCACACAGGCAUUCAGGAAUGAGUUAUAUAUGUUUAAGGUUAUUCAUGUUCAGUUUGAUAUAAUUUGCCUUAGCUGAUUUUGUAAACAAUUUCCAUGACAACCACCCUGGUUUCUUAUCAGAUUGAUGGGCUACUUGCCAUCAGAGUUACUAGCCUUUAUGUGCAUUGAUAAAAUGAAGUGCAUUGGGGCAUAUUGAUAUGUACAAAGAAAUAACUGUGCAAUUGAAAUACCUAUGUUUAAAUGAGGUAUUUUCUAACCAAAAUAAUCAAAAGGGCAGUGGAUGUCUGCUUUCAGAAACCAACUGAUGGCAAAUAAAAUGAUCUGAUGAUGAAACAAUUUAGCAAUAUUAUGUUGCAAUUUACUUCAUAUAGAGUACAACUUGUUAUAUUGGCAGUUACUGUGCAGGCCUUACAAGGACAAUACCAAGUGCUUUUAAGGUCCUGUAUCAGGUUUUCACCCCCUUCCCCAGUUAUUUCCAGUAGAUAACUUUUGUUUAUUUGUUAUGAAACAAUUUUUUUUGUUUUUGAAGUUCAAAAGAUUUUAAGUCUACCAUCAGGGAUUUUUCUUAAAUUGCUUUUCUCCUGAAAUGGCAAUUAUGUUGUGCUUGUGUAAAUAACCGCAGUUACAUUUGUAAUAAACUUUUUUUAUGAUAUAAAAAGUUUAAGAAAUAGCAUCUUCAAGUGAGGUAAGUGUGGAAGGAUGUCAUAGUUAUUUGUAUAUUUUGCUGCUGCUGUAUAUUUUAAGAUGCUUGAAAUGAUACUUUGCAAGGGAGUUUCUACCGUCAUUCAUAUGUCUGUGAAACAACACACAAUCCCAACAGUUCAGUUUAAGAAAAAUGCUCAGCAUUUAAAGAUCAUGGUAAUUUGUACAUGCUGUAUAAUUGAGUCUAUGAGUCUGCUUUCAGGUUAUCAAACAUUUGUAAUAUAGGUGAUAAAAGAAAUAGACCAGAGUUAAAACUAAUAAUUGUUAAUAGUACAAAAUUCCUUUUUUGUGUAAUUACAAGUUCUGUAGUCAUAAGACUUAAUUUCUCUGUUUUAGGUUGCACAGUAAUCAAGAAACGAACAUAACUUUUGUGUGCAUUACAUUGUUUUAACAAAAUGGAAUCACGUAAAUGAUAGGCCAUCAUCUCGGCAGUAUUUUGCUCAUCUUAGUCAUCCAUUGAUUAUUGAAAUAAAAUACAUAACAAUUUUU